This is a messenger RNA of Suillus bovinus, 555 nucleotides long. RefSeq lists its product as uncharacterized. The record is from RefSeq and is a predicted model, not a curated record. The coding region runs from base 1 to 555 and encodes 184 amino acids. NCBI's taxonomy places the organism in Eukaryota, Fungi, Basidiomycota, Agaricomycetes, Boletales, Suillaceae. The transcript is spliced from 2 exons.
AUGUUUGAAGUGCUGCUGGGGAUGAUGACAACCAAAGAGAUGACUCAGGUCUCUGCUAUACACACACUUCUUGUUUUGCAGCUGUCUUCUUCUGGCGACAAGCUAGAUGAAGACCUUGACAAGCUAAAGAAUUCUCUGUCCCACAAGAAUGUGGUACCUCUCAAGUUUGUUUGCAGUGUCUUGAAAUGCAUUCCCCGGAAAUCUGGUAGAAUGUUUAAAAUUGACUAUGCUAAGGCCCUUGUAGAAUGGUGCCGCGGAAAACCUUUUGCUGCUCCCCAGAAGGAACAUCAGUUUGUGUCUCCAGAUGUGCUCAUCCAGGAGAUGACCGUUCCAACUUGGUUUGGAUCAGUCCCGAGCAAUUUUGGAAGUGCAUCUGCCAGGACGAUCAAAGCUGACAAGUGGCACUCACUAAUCACUGUCUACAUUCCCAUCGCUCUUGUCAGUUUGUGGGGGGCUGGCACCUCACAUCCUUCCGAUGAAGUUGGUACCCUCCUUAGAGCCAUUCUCGAUCAUACGAUGGAACUUGUUUGUGCAGUAUAUGUUGUGUGUGCCUGA